AGGAGAGGAGGAGAUCUCGCGAUACUUCACUGGGCGGCAGUUGGUUCUUUGUGUGCAGCAGGGAACGUGCGUGUUAGGAUCGACAGAUCAUCUCAUCUUCCAACUGCGGAUCGAUAUCUGACCCAAUCACACCAGAUCACCUGUCCGCACUCCCACAGACGCAGUUAACUUCCUGAAUCAUUUCCAUGGCGCAAAGACGAGGACACAUCAGGUACCUGAAGGUGUGUGAGGUUCAGAACUCUCAGGGUGAUGUCAGAGACGCUUCGCUCGCCGCUAAAGGAGCUGCUGGAAAUGAGCUGUACGAUAACGGGUACGGCGAGCAGAUGAUGGAGGACGAAGACGCGCGCACGAACCUGAUUGUGAACUACCUGCCGCAGAGCAUGAGCCAGGACGAGCUACGCAGCCUCUUCAGCAGUGUUGGCGAGGUCGAGUCUGCCAAGCUCAUCCGCGACAAAGUGGCAGGCCACAGUUUAGGUUACGGCUUUGUUAACUUUGUUAACCCUAGUGAUGCAGAGAGGGCUAUCAGUACCCUCAAUGGCCUGAGGCUACAGUCUAAAACUAUCAAGGUUUCAUUUGCACGGCCGAGUUCGGACGCCAUCAAAGAUGCGAACCUGUAUAUCAGUGGUUUGCCACGGACUCUCAGUCAGCAGGACGUGGAGGACAUGUUCUCGCACUACGGUCGCAUCAUCAAUUCUAGAGUGUUAGUGGACCAGGCUUCAGGUCUGUCACGUGGCGUGGCCUUCAUCCGCUUUGAUAAGAGGGCUGAGGCCGAUGACGCUGUCAAACACCUGAACGGACACACGCCUCCCGGCAGCGCUGAGCCAAUCACGGUCAAGUUUGCUGCCAAUCCCAACCAGGCCAGGAACUCCCAGAUGAUGUCACAGAUGUAUCAUGGCCAGUCACGACGUUUUGGGGGGCCCGUCCAUCACCAGGCACAAAGGUUCCGGUUUUCUCCAAUGAGCACCGAUCACAUGAGCGGAGGGGGUGGGGCCUCGGGGAGCUCAUCCUCUGGUUGGUGCAUCUUCAUCUACAACCUGGGCCAGGAAGCUGACGAGGCCAUGCUGUGGCAGAUGUUUGGCCCGUUCGGCGCAGUCUUGAAUGUGAAAGUGAUCCGAGAUUUUAACACCAAUAAGUGCAAAGGCUUUGGCUUUGUUACAAUGGCAAACUACGAGGAAGCUGCCAUGGCGAUCCACAGCCUGAACGGGUACCGCCUGGGGGACAAAGUCCUGCAGGUCUCAUUCAAGACCAGCAAGGGGCACAAAUAGAGGAGGGGGCGAGGCUAAAACUAAUAACAGGUGUUUUUGUUUUUGUUUUUUGUCUGUUUUGUCAGUUUUUCCCAGCAUGCCCUGUUUCUUUAUGUCAGUAAGUAAUUUUUCUGACUGUGUGGGCGUUCAUCCACAAUAAAGGACUGAAACCUGCAGUAUGACUGACAGCUGACUGUCACCAUGGUUAUGAACAUAACUGGAGUUGUAUCAAUUUCUGCAGGUUUACAUUUGGGGUCAAAGGAUACGGAAACUAAAUCUGCUCUUUUCUGAUUUGAGUAAAACGUUCAGUUGGUUUUAUGUACAGUUUAUGUAAAUGAUGUCAUGGUAACCACUGACAACCGAUUAAAGGAUUAAAAGUUUGGACAGGUAACCUGACGUUAUCAUGUCAGGUGAUCAGGUCAGUGUUAGACGAUUAGUUUCAUGUUGUACAGGUGAGGUAGAGGAAUGCACCUGAUGAACAGGUAACUGAUGUGAAGUCGAUUUUCAUUUGUUUUAUUUUUGUAUUGCAGCUUCAUUGUGACAUUUAUUCAGCAAUAAAUCUGUUAUUGUGAAAACAUAA
This is a messenger RNA of Oreochromis aureus, 1824 nucleotides long. RefSeq names its product ELAV-like protein 1. The coding region runs from base 186 to 1265 and encodes 359 amino acids. The transcript is spliced from 8 exons. Gene Ontology annotation, cellular component: ribonucleoprotein complex. The record is from RefSeq and is a predicted model, not a curated record. Gene Ontology annotation, molecular function: RNA binding. NCBI's taxonomy places the organism in Eukaryota, Metazoa, Chordata, Actinopteri, Cichliformes, Cichlidae.